CAACGUGAUCUAAUGUAAUUCAUAUACAAUGUUGCUGGGAAUGCUGGAAGGACACUGGGAAAGAAACUAUGUGAUGGAACUACAGCAGUUUGAACAGUCACAGACCCACAGAAUGAAAGUUCCCAUCAUUAUUGAUUCUAGAGUGGAGGACAGUGAUGAAGAGGAGAAGGUGUUUCCCAAGCCUGUUGUUGAAGACAGAAACAUUGAGUUUGCAAAGAGAUGUACCGAGUUAAUAAGUGAUGUCACCUAUAAAGAACAGUAUGAAAAAUCUAAGGGCAAGUGUGCCUUUGUUCCGGAUACACUUACACUGAAAAAUGUUUCCGAUUCAAUUUCCGAGACAAAAUACAAGGAAGCGGGAAAGAAGGGACUUUCCAACUCUUUGUACAAGAUGAUGCCGGCCACCGUAGACACUGCGUUUGCUAAAGAAGUUACACAGCUACAGAGCAAGGUCCUUUACAGACAGAAAUAUGAUGCAGAAAAGGGAAAAUCAAGUUAUGCCCAGAUGCAAGAGCCUCCAGAUAUGAAGCAUGCCAAGGAAGUUAACAGACACCAGAGUAAUGUAUCCUAUAAGAAGGACGCAUUGGACAUUCAUAAAUACACGGAGGUGUUGGACAGACCAGACAUACAGAAAGCAAAAGAAACUGCUAAAUUCAUCAGCAAUAUUGGAUAUAAGAAAGGCAGAGAAGACAUGAACAAAGAGUCAGUUGUUUUAGGAAGACCAGAUUUUGAACACGCCAAAGAAGCCUCUAAGCUUUCCAGCCAGGUAAAAUACAAAGAAAAAUUUGUCAAGGAAAUGAAGGGUAAAAAGCCAAGUUACAACCCUCUUGACAGUGCCUCCUUCAAACAAGCUCAAGCGGCAAAUGCACUUGCAAGUAAUGUUAAAUACAGGAAACACCUGCAAGAUAUUCAUGACCCCUCGAUAGACAUGCCAAACCUGCUGUACCUGCAGCAUGCACUGAAGACUAGCAAAAUGCAAAGCAAUAACAUGUACAAGAAGCAAUUUGAAGAAAAUAAAGGAAUCUAUCAUUUUGCGUUGGAUACAGCAGAGCAGAUUCAUCACAAAGAAAAUGCUGUGCUGCAAAGCCAGGUUAAAUACAAGGAGAAAUAUGAGAAGUCUAAGGGAAGGUCAAUGCUUGAAUUUGUUGAUACUCCAUCAUAUCAAGUUUCAAAGGAGGCUCAGAAGAUACAGAGUGAGAAAGAAUAUAGAAAAGAUCUGGAAGAAGGGAUAAAAGGAAAAGGACUAAUGGGCUUAGAGGACACUCCAGAUUUAAUAAGGGUGAAGAAUGCUGGUCAUAUAUUGAAUGAGAAAGAAUACCGCAAGGACUUUGAGAACAAUAUUAAAGGAAAAGGCAUGAAAUCUAGUGCCGACAUCCCCGAUAUGAUCAGAGCAAAAAGGGCAACAGAAAUAGCUAGCCAGAAAGAAUACACAAAAGAUUUUGAAACAGAAAUUAAGGGAAAGGGGAUGAUAAUAGGGAGUGAUUUACCUGAGAUACAACGAGUCAAGAGGGUUUCUGAAAUGGUGAGCCAGAAAGGAUACACAAAAGACUUGGAAGCAGAAAUUAAAGGCAAAGGAAUGCAAAUAGGGGCUGAUAUGCCUGAAAUACAGCGGGUCAAGAGAGUAUCUGAAAUCGUAAGUCAGAAAGGAUACACAAAAGACUUUGAAGCAGAAAUUAAAGGAAAGGGGAUGCAAGUAGGGGCUGAUAUGCCUGAGAUACAACGAGUCAAGAGGGUAUCUGAAAUUGUGAGCCAGAAGGAAUAUAGGAAAGACUUAGAAACUGAGAUCAAAGGGAAAGGGAUGCAGAUUGGACCAGAUAUUCCAGACCUGCAGAGAGCAAUGAAAGCCUCAGAGAUUGCGAGUCAGAAAAAAUACAAAGACGAAGCUGGAAAACUGCUCUCAACAUAUUCUUCCAUAGCAGAUACUCCAGAGAUAGCGAGGGUGAAGGCCACUCAGAAAAACAUAAGUUCUGUUUUGUACAAGAAAGGUGUGGGAGUUGGUACUGCUGUUAAGGAUACACCGGAGACAGAACGAGUAAAGCUAUCUCAGCAAAAUAUCAGUACUGUGAAAUAUAAAGAUGAUAUUGGACCUGCAACAGCCAUUUCUGAUCUCCCAGAAGUAAAGAGAGUUAAGGAAAUCCAGAAAAACAUUAGCAGUGUCCAAUACAAGGAGCCGCAGUUCAAAGCAACACCUGUGACCGUCACUCCAGAAAUGGAAAGAGUCAAAAAGAAUCAGGAACAUUUCAGCACGGUUCACUACAAAGACAAAGUUGGGAGAGCUACUGCAGUGAGCUGCACUCCAGAAAUGCAAAGAGUGAAAAAGAAUCAGGAGAAUAUUAGUUCGGUUAAGUACAGCAACGACUUGAAACAACUGAAAGGUAGACCUAGCAUAAUUUUAGACACUCCAGAAAUGAGGCAUGUGAAAGAAACACAAAACCACAUAUCCAUGAUCAAGUAUCAUGAAGAUUUUGAAAAGGGUAAAGGUAAAGGUUUUACCCCAGUUGUGGAUGAUCCCAUAACAGACCGUGUGAGAAGGAAUACACAGAUUGUCAGUGAUGCAGCCUAUAAAAAUGUACAUCCGCAUGUAGUUGAGAUGGACAGAAGAUCUGGGAUGGUUGUAGACUUAAAAGUUUGGCGCACAGACCCAGGCUCCAUCUUUGACAUUGAUCCACUAGAAGACAAUAUCCAGUCUAGGAGCCUGCGUAUGCUAACUGAGAGAGCAAGUCAAUAUAAGAGGCAUUGUUGCCACUCUGCCGGUGCUGUUGGAUUAAGUCAGGGAGAUGACAGGUCAGAGGUAUCCGAGAUGAACCCUAGUUUCUCUUACUACAGUGAGGGAACAAGGGCAUCUGAUGAAGGAGCUCCAGGGCAACAUCACCCAGGCUACGGUUAUAUGCACCAAAGCAGUGCUUCUUCAGUGAGGUCAGCACAGUCCCAGCAUGCUCAGCCACUUUCACCAAGCAUGAGAACAUAUAGAGCCAUGUAUGACUACUGCGCGCAAGAUGAAGAUGAAGUGUCCUUUAGAGAAGGCGAUUAUAUUGUCAAUGUUCAGUCAAUCGACGAAGGCUGGAUGUAUGGCACAGUGCAGAGAAGUGGAAAAAAUGGAAUGCUUCCAGCAAAUUACAUCGAGCUGGUUAACUGAUAUUUAAUUGUAGUUUGGAUUUGUUCUGAGAGAAUCUUACCAUUCAUUUAUUGUUUAUUGACAUAUUUUGAAGAUAACAUUCAUUUCAGAUUACAGACUUACUUUUGAAAGCACUAGCAUCAAAUUAAGUGGUUAUUUAUUGAAUUUUUUUUUAGUUUUUUUAACUAUAAAAUCUGAAUUUUUAGUGGAAAAAAAACAUAACGUUUUU
This is a messenger RNA of Xenopus laevis (African clawed frog), 3341 nucleotides long. It is a transcript of the gene nebl.S, whose product is annotated as nebulette S homeolog. Gene Ontology annotation, cellular component: cytoplasm; focal adhesion. Bases 29 to 3133 code for a protein of 1034 amino acids. The transcript has 29 exons. The record is from RefSeq and is a predicted model, not a curated record. Gene Ontology annotation, molecular function: actin filament binding; actin binding. NCBI's taxonomy places the organism in Eukaryota, Metazoa, Chordata, Amphibia, Anura, Pipidae.